Molecule: messenger RNA, 929 nt
Organism: Exaiptasia diaphana
Lineage: Eukaryota; Metazoa; Cnidaria; Anthozoa; Actiniaria; Aiptasiidae
Product: transmembrane protein 68-like
Exons: 5
Coding region: 121-861 (246 amino acids)
Cellular component (GO): membrane
Molecular function (GO): acyltransferase activity
Source: RefSeq, a predicted model, not a curated record
UUUAAGAAUGUUGACGUCUAUAUUGUGUUUAGAGCACUUCCUGCUGACCAGCGGUCACACAAAGUACAUCAACAACCAAGAGUCUUCAAUUUCAAGUCUCGUUCGUAGCAAAGUUUCUCGAUGGAUUUCUCUCAAUUUGAGAUAGAUUCCGACUGGCUGAUCAUUUUGAUAUCACCUAUAGUCAUCGUAUUCGUUUAUCCAUUUGUAAUUAUGGCUAUCAUGUAUUCUGUUACUGUAUUUCUACGUGUAUAUCGACUUCGUAGACGAGCAAUUUUUGAUGCUUACGCGGAGAACUUUUGGGACGGAGCGAAUCAAGCAGUCGCUGCUUUUGUAGAUGCUCAUGGCGAGUAUUGGCACGGUUAUGAGAUCGUUGGUUUGGACAAGUUACCCGAUAAAGGACCAGCAUUACUCAUCUAUUACCAUGGUGCAUUGCCCAUUGAUAUGUAUUACAUUAUGGCUAGAAUUUAUAUUGAAAAGAAAAGACGAUUAAGAAAUGUUGUUGCUACGUUUUUGUUCCAUAUACCAGGUUUUCAAAUUGCUUUAGAGGUGUUUGGUGCGGUGGAAGGCCGGACCAGAGAACAAUGCAUAGAAAUAUUAAAAAAUGGUGAUUUGCUCGCUAUUUCUCCAGGAGGGGUAAGAGAGGCAUUAUUCUCAGAUGAAUAUUAUGGUAUGAUAUGGAACUCUAGGAAAGGUUUUGCUAAAGUUGCCAUGGCAGCAGAAGUGCCUGUUUAUCCAGUGUUUACACAGAACGUAAGAGAAACCAUCAGAGCGCUUAAAAUAGGUCGUGGUAAGCCCUUACUUACAAGCCAAACACUUCACAAGGAGCUUAAUAUAUGGGGUUUAACAGUGCUUUAUAUUUAAGAGAGUGAUUUGGAAAUGAGAAAAAACGAUUUUUUAGAGGCACUAAAGCGUGGGGCGUAUAUCAAAUU